AUGAAUAGAAAAUGGAUAAAGUCGAUUGAUGUAGUGCAAAAUAUGCUAUCACCAAGGCAUCCACGGAAUAGCCGCAUUAUUCAAGCGGUUCUUCUGGGAUGUGUCGAAUCACAGAAACGGUGGAUCAGCUGUUCAACAGCCUCAUUCCGCAGCCACUAUGAUUCGCUAGGCGUGACGCCUCACGCCACUCAAAACGACAUAAAACAAGCAUACUACAAGUUAUCCAUGCUUUACCAUCCGGAUAAAAACAAAGGAAGCGAUGUGGCCGCUGAAAAAUUUCGAGACAUCACGGCGGCAUACGAAAUACUCGGAAAUUAUCGUCUUCGCAAACUGUACGACAAGGGUAUUCUACAUACAGCCGGACGGCAAUACGCCAGCGAAGCACCAAGUGAGGCGGAGGAAACAGAAGACGAUGCACAGACUCGAUUCUACAAGAAACGCAUGAGCCGGACACAAGCACCAACAGCCACGGGCCGAACUCCCAUUUACGACUUCGACGAAUGGUCUCGGAGUCAUUACGGAAGUAGAUUCGAUCAAAAGAUGAAAGCGGAGGAGCGCUUCAGAAAGAAAGCCGAACGGGAAGAGAUUUUUAAGACCCGGCUACAACACGAGUACAUCAUAUUUCCGCUGUUGUUUUUUUGCAUAUUAUAUUGUGCAAUUGUGUUUCAAGAGGGUUCUUACGAUACGCCUAAGCCGACCGCUAAAAAAGAGCCUUAAGAAGGCAAAUGUAGAAGACAAUGUGAAAGCAA
Anopheles nili is the source of this 749-nucleotide messenger RNA. Its product is annotated as dnaJ homolog subfamily C member 30, mitochondrial. Bases 1 to 717 code for a protein of 238 amino acids. The transcript has a single exon. Lineage: Eukaryota; Metazoa; Arthropoda; Insecta; Diptera; Culicidae. The record is from RefSeq and is a predicted model, not a curated record.